AUGGCACUGGCGCAAACGAAUCGCGACACGUUGCAGCUCGAAGCUUGCAGCGACGCCGACUACGCAGCGGACAGGGCGGAUAGCAAGUCGCCAACGGGAGGCGUUGUGCUACUCAAUGGGAUGGCGGUGUCGUGGGAUGCGAAGAAACAGGACGGGAUGCUCGGAGAGGUGGGCAUGGCGCCGAUUGUCCCUAUGCUGAUGUACGUGGACAAACAAGCAGUCAUCAGCCAGAUCGAAGACGAAGCCUCCUCGAUCAAGGACGAGCGCAUUGACGUGAGGCACAAGCAUCUGUGCAACCUCGCUCAACGCGGUAUCGUCACGACGAAGUACGUUCUGUCCGAGCUGAUGCUCGCUGCCCUAAUAACUAAAGCUCUUGAUGCGACCAAGCUAGCGACGCUCCUGAGUCUGAUGUGGCUCCAGUAA
Messenger RNA from Peronospora matthiolae, 423 nucleotides. The record is from the annotation of a GenBank genome assembly. NCBI's taxonomy places the organism in Eukaryota, Oomycota, Peronosporomycetes, Peronosporales, Peronosporaceae.